Molecule: messenger RNA, 3194 nt
Organism: Drosophila montana
Lineage: Eukaryota; Metazoa; Arthropoda; Insecta; Diptera; Drosophilidae
Gene: Evi5
Product: ecotropic viral integration site 5
Exons: 9
Coding region: 484-2889 (801 amino acids)
Source: RefSeq, a predicted model, not a curated record
CGUCCAGCCACUCACAACUCUUCCAUGGCAGUUGGAUGCACGUUUGAUUGAAACGACGACGUCGCUUCGCUCGUCGUCUUUGCUGCAAAUUUCGCCAUCUUCGCUCAGAAUACCAAUAAGAAGAAGAAGCAAUAACGGUGAGUGCUGAAGCAGAGCGAACAGAGCUACGACGAUGAGCUGAGCUGCGCUUAGCUAUGCAUUCACAAAGCUAUCGUUGAGAUCUCACCCCACAGGGACACAUCGCUGAAGGACACCGUCAGAGAACAAAGUAAUACACAAAGCAACCAACCAACCAGCCAGCGAGUCUUCCAAACGAGAACGAGAACGAGCUGCGAGUGCAACAAGACAAACGACUUAAUCACCAACGAGUUAGGAUCAACAGGAAGAAUAGCGAGUGGCUGCACAGAGCACGAAGGAGGAAGCCCUUGCAGAGCAGGUCAAGCAAUUUGGUAGUGGUUGCCGUGUCAGGAUCGUCAUAUAGAAAUGACACUGACCACAACGGCGACGCCACCGGAGAGCAACAAGAAAAUGGAAGUGAAGGCUUUGACAGGCGAGGAGAAUCUACCCACAUCUGAAAUGGAUCUGCUGGCUAAGCUGGAGGCCGCCAAUAAGCUAAUCGAAAGCGAUGCCAAAAGCCUCAACUCGCUGCACUCAACGCACAGUCGCAAAAACUCGGACACGAGCCAAAUAAGCCUUACUUCAAGCGGCAAUUCGGUUGCCGAGGAGGACAUCUGGACCACAUGGGCAUCCAUACUGAACGACUGGGAGGGCGCGCUGAAGCGCAAAAAUCCCUGCGUGCGGGAGCUGGUGCGUCGCGGCAUACCGCAUCAUUUUCGUGCAAUCGUGUGGCAGCAACUGAGCGGCGCCGCCGAUGCUGAUAAAAAGCAAUAUGCGGAAUAUAUUAAGGCAACGUCGGCUUGCGAGAAAGUUAUUCGCCGUGAUAUAGCACGCACCUAUCCGGAGGUUGAUUUCUUCAAGGAGAAGGACGGGCCCGGCCAGGAGGCGCUGUUCAAUGUGAUCAAAGCGUAUUCGCUGCACGAUCGUGAGGUGGGCUACUGUCAGGGCUCUGGGUUCAUUGUCGGCCUGCUGCUCAUGCAGAUGCCCGAAGAGGAGGCGUUCGCCGUUCUCGUACAGAUCAUGCAACAGCAUCGCAUGCGGCACAUGUUCAAGCCAUCGAUGUCAGAGCUGGGCCUGUGCAUGUACCAGCUGGAGAAUCUGGUGCAGGAGCAAAUACCCGACAUGCACUUACAUUUCCAGCAGCAAGGCUUCCAGACGACUAUGUAUGCGUCCAGCUGGUUUCUGACGCUCUAUACGACCACACUGAAUGUGAAUCUCAGCUGCCGCAUUAUGGAUGUCUUCCUUAGCGAGGGCAUGGAAUUCAUUUUUAAGGUGGCACUGGCUCUGCUCUUGACGGGCAAGGAAUCGCUGCUGUCCCUUGACAUGGAGGCCAUGCUCAAGUUCUUUCAAAAGGAGCUGCCCGGUCGCGUCGAGGCCGAUCCAGAGGGCUUCUUUAAUUUGGCCUAUUCGCAGAAACUCAAUACGAAGCGAAUGAAGAAAAUGGAGAAAGAGUAUCAAGACUUGAAGAAAAAGGAACAGGAGGAGAUGGUCGAGCUGCGACGGCUGCGGCGCGAGAAUUGUCUCUUAAAGCAGCGCAACGAGCUGCUCGAGGCCGAAAGCGCCGCGCUGGCCGAUCGUCUGGUGCGUGGCCAAGUCUCUCGUGCCGAGGAAGAGGAGACCAGCUAUGCCAUUCAAACGGAGCUGAUGCAGCUGCGACACUCCUAUUUGGAGGUCUCGCACCAACUGGAGAAUGCCAACGAGGAGGUGCGCGGUCUAAGUCUGCGACUACAGGAAAAUAACGUUUCAAUCGAUAGCAAUAAUUCGCGUCAGUCGUCUAUCGACGAACUGUGCAUGAAGGAGGAGGCACUGAAGCAGCGCGACGAGAUGGUCUCCUGUUUGCUCGAGGAGCUGGUCAAGGUGCGCCAGGGCUCGGCGGAAAGCGAGGAUCAGAUACGAAAUCUGAAGUCAAAAAUUGAGGAGCUCGAAGAGGAUAAAAAGACGCUGCGCGAAACCACGCCCGACAAUUCGGUGGCCCAUCUGCAGGACGAGCUGAUUGCCAGCAAGCUGCGCGAGGCGGAGGCCACGCUCUCCCUCAAGGAUCUCAAGCAGCGCGUGCAGGAGCUGAGCACCCAAUGGCAGCGCCAAUUGGCCGAGAAUCAGCGUAACGAGCACAGCGCUGCCUCCGUUGAUUCCACACCCAAAAAGUUGUUAACAAAUUUCUUCGAUAACUCCAAAUCGACGGAGCACACGCAGAAGCUCGAGGAGGAGCUAAUGACGACGCGCAUACGUGAAAUGGAAACGCUAACCGAGCUGAAGGAGCUGCGUCUCAAGGUCAUGGAGCUGGAGACACAGGUGCAGGUCUCCACGAAUCAGCUGCGACGCCAGGACGAGGAGCACAAGAAGCUCAAGGAAGAGCUCGAACUGGCUGUCACACGCGAAAAGGAGCUGGCCAACAAGGCGCGCGAACAGCAACACAGAUACUCGGAUCUGGAAUCUCGUAUGAAGGACGAACUCAUGAAUGUCAAAAUCAAGUUCACCGAACAGAGCCAAACAGUUGCCGAACUGAAGCAGGAGAUUUCACGAUUGGAGACAAAGAAUUCGGAAAUGCUUGCCGAGGGUGAGCUGCGCGCUAAUCUGGAUGACUCGGAUAAGGUGCGUGACCUGCAGGACAGGUUGGCUGACAUGAAGGCGGAGCUGACGGCGCUGAAAAGUCGCGGCAAAUUUCCGGCCAACAAGCUGCGCAGCGCCUCCAUACAAUCCAUCGAAUCGACUGAGAUCGAUUUCAGCGACCUCAACAUGGUGCGCCGCGGGAGCACGGAGCUAUCCACAUAAUAUUCAGAGCAGAAGGCGGCACACGGUACGGAUAUAAUAAUUGCAUGCAAUUAUAUCAACAUAUAUGCAUAUAUACAUAUAUAUAGACGAUGAUGGUAGACAACUAUGUUAAUCCUUAUAUAUAUAUGUAUAUUUAUAUAUUAUCGGUUGAUGUAUAUGUUUAUUAGCUGCAUAUACAUAACUAUCUAUGUAUGCUCGGGUCACAAAGUCGGCUGUGGUGCGUCGAUGGGUUUCCUUUGGGGCGUGUCAAUAAACGUAUAAUUAGUUGAAAUUCAAUUAAAGCAUAUUACCUAUUUAUAAUAUAA